Nicotiana tabacum (common tobacco) is the source of this 1949-nucleotide messenger RNA. Its product is annotated as aspartic proteinase 36. Gene Ontology annotation, biological process: proteolysis. Gene Ontology annotation, molecular function: aspartic-type endopeptidase activity. NCBI's taxonomy places the organism in Eukaryota, Viridiplantae, Streptophyta, Magnoliopsida, Solanales, Solanaceae. The record is from RefSeq and is a predicted model, not a curated record.
GGGCAAUCCACUUGUCAUUCCUUUGUUGAUUCCUAUCUCUAUCUCUCAUUUCUUGUUGUUUUUUUUCUCCCCCAGCUUCCAUUUUCCUUUGGUCUUUACCCUUCCCUCUCAUUCACCCCCACCUCUUCUCACGCCACACCCACAAAACAAAACAAAAAAAUUAUAACAAGGAAAAAUUCCUUGUUUUUUCCCCUUUGAUCUAAUGAUUCAUUCAUUCAUACAUACAAAAAUUACAAACAUAUACACGACGAAAAUUGUUAUUAAGUCAUAUAGAAAUUAAAACAGAAUACGCGCGCAGUUUUGUAUGUUAGAGAUAUUAUAAUAUGGUGAAGAUAAUGGAUCUGAGGAGAAAUGGGUAUUUGAUACUUUUUUUGGUUUUGUUGGGUGGUGAUUAUGAGGUAAGUGUGAAGGGGGAGAAUAAUGUGGUUUUCAGUGUGGAGCAUAAAUUUGGUGGGCGUGGAAGGUCUGUUUUGAAGGACCUUAAAGACCACGAUGUCCAUCGUCACGGCAGAAUGCUCGCCGCCGCCGACUUCCUAUUGGGUGGCAACGGCAGUCCCACCGGUGCAGCGCUAUAUUUCACUAAGCUUUCAAUUGGGACACCUUCAAAGGACUAUCAUGUCCAGGUAGAUACUGGAAGCGAUCUUUUUUGGGUAAACUGUGCACGCUGUCUCAAAUGUCCUACAAAAAGCAAACUCGGGAUAGAUUUAGUGCAAUAUGACUUACAAGCCUCAACAACUGGGAAAUUUAUUACCUGCGAGCAAGAUGUUUGCACUACUAUGUUCGAUGCAGCCAGUUCCGAAUGCAAGGUCGGAAAGCCCUGUGAAUAUUUGGUUACUUAUGGAGAUGGCAGCUCAACUGGAGGAUACUUUGUAAAAGAUAACAUCUAUUUAGAUCAAGUGUCUGGAGAUUAUAAAACAUCUUCCUUACAGGGAUCCGUUGCAUUUGGGUGCUCGUCUCAGCAAUCUGGAGACCUAGGUACAUCUACUAAUGCAGUUGAUGGGAUAAUUGGUUUUGGAGAAGCAAAUUCGUCCGUCAUCUCGCAGUUAGCUGCAGCUGGAACGGUGAAAAAAAUGUUUGCACAUUGCCUGGACGGAGUUAAAGGAGGUGGUAUAUUUGCUAUUGGACAAGUAGUUGAGCCAAAAGUAAAUUCAGCCCCAUUACUCCCGAAUAGGGCACAUUAUACUCUUUCUCUGAAGGAUAUUGAGGUUGGUAAAGAAGUUCUAGACAUCCCGACUUCCCUCUUUGAGUCGAAAUCCAGUAAAAAAGCAAUAAUUGACAGUGGAACAACUUUAGUAUAUCUUCCGAGCAAGGCCUAUAAUGCUCUCAUGAACAAGUUAAUGUCAAAGCAACCACAAUUGAAGACUCAUCAUCUUGACGGGGACUUUGACUGCUUUAUCUACAGCGGAAAUGUCGACGACGGUUUCCCAGCUGUAACAUUUCAGUUUGUGGGAAAUCUUUCUUUGACAGCUUAUCCCCAUGAUUAUCUUUUUGAAGUUCGUGAUAAUGAAUGGUGCAUUGGUUGGCAGGAGGGAACGCAGGGAAAGGAUGGAAAUGAAAUCUAUCUGUUAGGAGAUCUUCUGUUAUCAAACAAGCUUGUUCUGUAUGAUCUUGAGAAACAGACCAUUGGUUGGACUCAAUAUGACUGCUCGUCGAGCAUUAAAGUGAAAGACGAAACUUCUGGAAAUGUGUAUACAGUGGGUGCUCACAAGAUUUCAUCAGCGUCUAGUUUGGAUUCAAGAAUGGCUUUUACGUUCUUCUUCUCAGUUAUCUCUUUCUUCUGCUUUUUGUUGAAGUGAGAACAUCAGAAAAACUGUACAUUGGAGUAAACCAUUACAUACAACAAUUGAAAGGUUCCACAACAUGAUUCUUUAAUCCACUUCUUUUAUAGUAUUAAAUUGUAAAAGAAUCGGUUUUGAUGAAAAACUGAUAUCAGCAGAUUUUCUUCUCUA